UCAAACGCAGAAAAAUCUUAAGCCCCUCUUCACCCCAAAAACACACUACCCAAAUCACGACAAAUUGCUUUGUCGAUUACAUGGAGGAUCCAAAUCAAUCCUUCGAUCCAACUUUAGUCCCGCUUACAAAUACAAUUGGCAAAGAACUCCUUGAAUCUUCCCAGAAAACUACCAAAUCCUUGUUCCCCGCUCGCAUUUACAGGGUGCCUGAAGAUCUUCGUGAGCUCAACAAAAGCGCCUACAUCCCUCGUAUCAUCUCUAUCGGCCCUCAUCACCGCAAAGAACACCUCGAAACACCUAUGCAAGACGUCAAAAAGUAUUACGCCAAUUACGUAUUUACUCGAGUGACGGCAGGAAUGAACAGUGAUGACCAAAAACGCAAGAAAAAAACAGAGCUGCUGCUGAAAUGUGUGGGAAAAAUGAAGCAGAGCGUAGACAGGGCCAAGAAAUACUACGCAGAAGAACUAAAGCUGGAUGAUGACGAUAUGGUGAAAAUGAUGUUAGUCGAUGGUUGCUUCAUCCUUGAACUUCUCUACGCCUACCAUACUAACAAAUCCAAAGCAGCAGAAGAAAAGACAACAAAUAGAAGAGACAGUGGCAACCCAAAGGCAUGGAGUAGCGUUCAGAAUCCUAUUGAUGGAGGAGAGGAUGGCAGCAAAAGCAGCAGCAGCGGCGGCGGCUGCGAACAACCAGGGGCAGAUCAUCGGUUUGAUCCUAUCAUCGAUAACAUUUUGACUGCCAACAUGAUCAAACAAGACUUGAUCCUCCUCGAGAACCAGAUUCCUUUCUUCGUACUUGAAGAGUUGUUCGAACUCAUAGUGGAUAAGAUCCCCGAGGAAAACAAGUUAUCAUCACUCACCGAGUAUGUCGUUUCAUACUUUGACGACAUUAUGAGACCAGAAGCUGAAAAUAGUGAUCAUAGCAAGACGAAAACUUCUUGUGGUUUGCCUGAUGAACGUGUCCUCCUGGUUUAUGAUUCUACAAAAGAAACUGAAGACGGAAAAAAAGAGUCUAGCAAAGCUAACGACUACUACUAUCAUAUUCUCCAUUUCCUACACGAGUAUUACCUUCCAAAAGGGGAAAAUAAGGAUUUACCCAAAAAAAAAAGGGAAAAUAAGGAACCCGUAGAAGAAAAAAUAGAAAAGAAGUUCAUUGGAUUAGAGGUUUCUGCAUCAGACCUCGACUUUUCAGGAGUCAAGUUCGUAUCUGUUGAGGGAAACGUUAAUCUAUUUGACGUCAAUUUCAAAGAACAUAAAGGCCCAUUUUGGUGGUUUUGUCCAGCCAGAUUUGAAAUCCCGGCUCUUGUUGUACAUGACCCCACAGAGCCACUCCUUAGAAACCUCAUUGCCUUGGAACAGUGUUGCCCUGGGGUUCGGCGAUACUUCACAUCCUACGCAAAGUUCAUGGACAUGUUAAUUAGCUCUAAGGAAGACGUCAAAGUUCUUAAGAAAGCCAAAGUCAUAUGCAACCACUUGGGAGCGGACAAGGACGUAUCUGAUCUGUUCAACAAGCUGUGCAAGGAAGUUGUAACAGGGGAGUUCUAUUUCAAAGACCAGUACCAACUUGCAUACAAUUAUAGUAAACAUAGGUGGCCGAAGUUGAUGGCAUACUGGAACCGUACGUACUUUUCUUCUCCAUGGAGGUUCAGAGCUGUUUGCGUGGCCAUUAUCCUUUUUGGCAUGGGGCUUACUCAGUUCAUCCGCAGUUUCCUUAAAUAAAUGCCAAUGAUCACGAACCUAUCAGUGUUUCAAGUAUUAGUUGCUGUGAAGAUUGUCUAUCUGAUCAAAGGGAGUUACUUGAUUGAUUUAGAGAUUGAAAGCUACCGAAGUCUCCGAUUCACUUCCCCUAUCUAUCUAUUUCUAUAUAUUAGUAUGUGUGCUGUGCUUGUACUCUGUGUGUAAGAAAUAAGAGUGACUAAGUGAGUGAGUGAGUGAGGAAUAAAGAAACAGAGUGAAACGUGAGAACCCAACUGUUAGGGUUUGUGAACUUAAUUUGUCAGUUUGAGUGAAAGAUUAUAAUAUAUAACUGAUCGAGCAAUAAUAUGUGUGUUUGUGUGUGUAA
Molecule: messenger RNA, 2061 nt
Organism: Rhododendron vialii
Lineage: Eukaryota; Viridiplantae; Streptophyta; Magnoliopsida; Ericales; Ericaceae
Product: UPF0481 protein At3g47200-like
Exons: 2
Coding region: 81-1718 (545 amino acids)
Source: RefSeq, a predicted model, not a curated record